AUCUACAGUCUGUUUCUAUAACUGGCUAAGCGAAAAAAAUGGCUACGUAUGGUAACGAGACAGUCGAUAAUUAUAUUUACUCUACUUACAAUCCUUACUCUUAUAAAUAUCCUAAGUUUAAGGGCUGGCGGCAGAAAGCUUACUUUGCCAACUACGGCGAGGGCGAGGCCUACUUUGACAAUUACCACAGAGCGCAGCUCAAAUCCAUUCUGUCUCAGAUCAACCCGAACCUCACCCCGCGUCUGAGAAAGGCUAACACCAAAGACAUCGGGGUCCAGGUCAACCCGAAGACAGACGCGUCCAUCCAGUGCUCAUUGGGCCCGCGCACUCUUUUAGCCCAGAAGCGCGAUGCUCUCCGCAGGAGGCGGCAAGAGGUCCAGACUCCUGGGAGCCCCAUCAGCGGCGGCGUCCGGUUUCCGCGCACUCAGGCCGUAUAUUCUCCAGUCGCCUCUAGGAGAUUAGUGUCCCUCCUUAAGGAGGACCAGGAGGACACCGAGUCUGAGCCUGUGGCUCCCGAGGUGGAGAGCAUUGAGAAGGUCCAAAGUGCUGAGAAGGAUGUACCCAAGGAGGAUGCGCACAGCGAGAGCGCGGAGGAAUCCGACAACGAAAAGCUUAGUCCAGAGAAAGAUGACAAUAUCAAGGCGGAUGCAAAUGAGGAAAACAGAAGCGAGGCCGUGAAAACCGAACAGGACGAACAGAAGUCGAAGACUCGAGUGAGAUUCCAGUUUUUAGAGCAGAAAUACGGCUACUAUCACUGUAGAGACUGCAACCUGCGCUGGGAAAGCGCGUACGUGUGGUGCGUACAAGGCACAAAUAAGGUGUAUUUCAAGCAGUUUUGCAGAACCUGUCAAAAGGCAUUCAAUCCUUACCGCGUCGAAGACAUCACGUGUCAGACUUGUAAAAAGACCCGCUGCACUUGCUCAUUGACGUCACGCCACGUUGACCCCAAAAGACCUCACCGGCAGGAUCUGUGCGGACGCUGCAAAGGCAAGCGGCUCUCCUGCGACAGCACCUUCAGCUUCAAGUACAUCAUCUAGCGCACUUUUACCUGGCCGUUAAGCUUGCUUGUUGCCCAGCUGGAAUGUCCACGGUUUCAUUUACUUUUGUUUUGCCUUAAUUUGCACUUGAGGUAACUGUACAAAUUCUGGAAAAAAAUAAAGUGGCAAUUACUAGCA
Misgurnus anguillicaudatus (oriental weatherfish) is the source of this 1175-nucleotide messenger RNA. RefSeq names its product zygote arrest 1 (gene zar1). Gene Ontology annotation, cellular component: cytoplasm. Lineage: Eukaryota; Metazoa; Chordata; Actinopteri; Cypriniformes; Cobitidae. Gene Ontology annotation, biological process: translation. The record is from RefSeq and is a predicted model, not a curated record.